AUGGCAGAUACUCAAGGAAAGGUCAUCACUUGCAGAGCUGCUGUUGCAUGGGGUCCAGAAGAACCGCUUGUAAUACAAGAAAUAUGCGUCGAUCCUCCUCAGAAAAUGGAAGUCCGUGUUAAAAUCCUUUACUCCUCCAUUUGUCACACCGAUCUCGGAGCUUGGACCGGAGUGAACGAAGCUGAACGAGCAUUUCCAAGGAUUCUUGGCCACGAAGCUGUCGGGAUAGUGGAAAGUGUAGGGGAAGGGGUAAAAGAUGUGAAAGAAGGAGACUAUGUGAUUCCCACUUUCAACGGAGAAUGUGGUGAAUGUAGAGUGUGCACCAAUGGAGUAAGUAAUCUCUGUGAGAGAUAUAAAGUCGAUCCAAUGAAAAGACUGAUGGUUAAUGAUGGAGGGACGAGAUUUUCAACAACCACAAACAAGGACGGUAGUUCGAGCCAAAGCCAACGCGUUUAUCACUUCCUUAACACAUCCACGUUCACUGAAUACACCGUCUUGGACUCCGCUUGCGUUGUCAAAAUCGAUCCUAAUGCUCCUCUCAAGCAAAUGAGCCUCCUGAGUUGUGGUGUAUCUACUGGUGUGGGAGCAGCUUGGAACACUGCCAAUGUGAAGGAAGGAACCACCACUGCUGUCUUUGGAUUGGGUUCUGUUGGACUCGCUGUUGCUGAGGGUGCAAGGGCAAGAGGAGCUUCGAGGAUCAUUGGUGUUGACGCUAAUGCUUCCAAAUUUGAGAAAGGUAAACUGAUGGGAGUAACAGAUUUUGUAAACCCCAAAGACUUAACAAAACCAGUACAUGAGAGGAUACGAGAGCUAAUCGGUGGAGGUGUGGACUAUAGCUUUGAAUGCACAGGAAAUGUCGAUGUUCUUCGCGAAGCCUUUUUAGCUACUCAUGCCGGUUGGGGAUCGACGGUGCUUGUAGGAAUAUAUCUGACGCCAAGAACAUUGCCUCUUCAUCCAAUGGAGCUUUUCGACGGCCGCAGAAUCACUGGUUCUAUAUUCGGCGGUUUCAAGCCCAAAUCUCAGCUUCCAAAUUUUGCUCAACAAUGCAUGAAAGGGGUUGUAAAAUUGGAACCUUUUAUUACCAAUGAGCUUCCAUUUGAGAAGAUAAACGAUGCGUUUCAGCUGCUUCGCGAUGGAAAAUCUCUUCGCUGUCUUCUCCAAAUCUCUAAGCUUCUCAAGAAAUGA
Molecule: messenger RNA, 1185 nt
Organism: Eruca vesicaria subsp. sativa (arugula)
Lineage: Eukaryota; Viridiplantae; Streptophyta; Magnoliopsida; Brassicales; Brassicaceae
Source: the annotation of a GenBank genome assembly